UGUUUAAUCAUCUUCUGUGAAAAACCGGGUUGUGGUUGUAAGCAGCACACGCGGAGCCGCGAACAAACCACGUGAUCAAAUGCGGAAAUUGUCCGAUGGGGAAAGUGUAGCUGGAGAAAAGAUACUACUAAUACUGUCUAUGGAAAAGAGGGGAGUGGAGGCUGUGGUGUCCGUUUGUGUUUUGAGCUGCUGGUGGUUACUAGCUGAACUAAACAACACGUCCACACACAGACGCUCGGUUAUCUGCACAGUUAGAAUUACGAGUACGAGUGAUCAGAUGCCGUGAAUAAAAGUCAGGCUUGUUCUGCGGUCACACUGAUGAGAUGACAAGGCUGUGACAGAGUGUGUCCAAGUGUGUUGGUACUGGACCAAUUCUUGUGAAAUGGCUGCAGCUAAGAAGAGUUGUGCGAAAGCAGGAGGUGUUCGGUUCUCAGAGCCCUCCGCUGCCGGAGCCCCAUCACAUGUUCACUUUGACGAAAAGCUACAUGACUCCGUCGUCAUGGUGACUCCGGAGGAUGACGGCAACUUCAUGGUCAAGGUUGGCUUCCUAAAGACGCAGCACCGGUAUGAAAUAGUGUUCACCUUACCCGAGGUCCCCGCUCUGGGGAAGGAUGUAUGUCCAGCACCAGUACCCAGUCCACACCUCCGGAUCACUGAUAUCACGCCGGCACCAGAUGGAGGUCUGAAGGUGACGUGCGAGUACAUGGCCCAGCAGGAGGGAGUUCUGUGUGAGGAGGUGCUGCUGCAGAGCGAGACCAACCAGGACAUCUGUGUUAAAGUCAAAGUUCACGCCAGAGUCAUGGAUCGUCACCACGGUACUCCCAUGCUGCUGGAGGGAGUCCGCUGCAUCGGGGUGGAGUUGGAGUACGACUCUGAACAGAGCGACUGGCAAGGAUUUGACUAAAGCUCCUGCUCCCCUUUCACCUGAAAUACACACACACACACACACACACACACACACACACACACACACGCCAUCACUGGAGUGUACCCCUACCAAAUUAAACACACACCAAAUAGGAAAGUGUGUACACACAAAUGAUUUAGUGCCACAUAAUGUUCAUACAGCGUUCAGUGUUGGAUUCAGAGGAAAUGGAUAUAUGCGUCCUGACAUUAACCUACAAAAACAUUCCUCUGCUGCAACUUUCACAACAUUGACAGCAUUUGAACAGUUUGUCAGUUUCCUCCAAUUCUUGUUUGUCACCAUGAUGUAUUCUGUUGUUAAUCAGUGUUUUCCUUACUGAACCUCUAGAGGGCAGCAGCACUCUUUGAAUCAGUGCAGCCUCAGAGAGCCCUUUUCACCGCCUCUUGUGCUCCAGGUCACUCUUUUCCUGAUGUGCAAACUGAAUCUCAUAUGGAUUUAUAGGUGAGGGAGUAAACAAGGGCUCUUUUAUUAAUCUAGUAGUUUAAAAGUGACCUAUAGAAACUUUAGAAACUUGCACAAUUCCGGGAAAAAAAAAAAAAUAGUUGAACUGAUUAGCAAUGUGGAGCCUUUUAAUGUCUCUGUUUAACCUUAAGGUUAACCUGCAGGCCACUGUAUGGAAAGCUAAACUUAUAAAUCUUCAAUAUGUGAGGUUCCUGUUGUGAUAAUUACUACUUUUCAUUUUCUGCGUUUCCCAGGAAAUCCCAAAGAGUGUGAACGUAUUUUAAUAGGUGUAUUUGAGGAAAGUAUUUGCAGCAGCAAUAAUGAAAAGAGAGGCUUUCCUCUGAGAAAAAAAAAGGAAAGAAUAAUGCUUAAAAACAUGCGCGCUAGCUAUAUGGCAUUAAUCUACUGAGGUAUUGUUUUCUGGGAUGAUCUCCCUGCAUGAUUAUGAAACAUUUGUGUGAAAUAGUGCAUCUAAAAAGAAGUGCUUUGUCCUUUAUUGUAAGGAGCUGACACCAAAUUCUGAUGUUUAGUGUCUACGUUUUAGAUCCCUGCUACCAAACUUCUAUGUUGUUGAGCUGCAAAUAUAAUGGCAUGUCGUUAUGUUUUGCCACUUUUCACAAAAUUAAAAAAAAAAGUACAACCAAACAAAACUUUUUUUUUUUAAGGCUGUAGAGCCAAAAUAAAGUAUAGUUGAUUAAUUGAUCAGUAAAUCAACAAAAAACUUAAUGUGCAGCUAUUCUGAUAAUUAUUUAAUGAUUUAAGAAAUUUUUCAAGCCAAAAUAUCAACAUUCUCUGGUUCCAGAUUUAAAUGUAAAGAUUUUCUUUAUUUAAAUUUGAUACCUCUGGGUUUUGGACUGUUGGUUCGAUGAAACAAGAUAUUGGAAGACGUCACCAGGAUAUUUGCUCCCUUAUUCUCUGAAUUUGGAUAGACCGCUAAUCAAGAAAAUAUCAUUAGAUUAAUCGACAAUAAAAAUAGUCUUUGCAUUAUUUUGUUUUGGGUGGAUUUUCCCUUUAAUAAAACCUGCUGCAGCCACUUCAGCAGAGUUUGGGAAGGAUUUGUUUCUUUUGUUUGAAUUCAUUCAUAAAGCCUUCAGAGCACACAUGCGACGCAAAGUGCCUUUCAUUAUACCGUCCUGUUCCUCAUUUAGCUGGAGCCCCAUGUUGUUUUACCAUCUCCUACACAUCCUGCACAUCCUGCACCCACCAGACAAACGGUGUUAAAUCCCCUGAAACCGGUGGAUCUGUCUCUCUAUCCCAUCGCUCCUAUCACAGUACGAGUGCAGAUCCAAGAGUUCAUGAUCACUUUUCAGCUCUGCUUUUUUUACAUUUGUGCCAUGAUCUGGCUGCACUGUAGUUGUUCUGCGUGAAUCAACAUUUUGUUUUGUUAUACCCUAUUGAAUAAAUCAGCCUUAAAGGAAAGGAUUCUGUGUGUAAUGUCUCUACAUAGUGGACCACAAGCUGUCGUCGUAGAUUAAAUAGAUUUAUUUGAUGUUUGCUUGUAAUAGGUCAAAGUCUGCUUGGUUUCUUCUUCUAAAGUGAAACACUCAAUAGGUUACUUUUUCAAGAAUGUAGCAGUGUAUUUGUUGAGAUCUGUCUUCUGUGUGUGUGGUUUGUAUUUCUGAAUAUCAAAAUGAAUAAAAGUUAAGUGUAUGUUUGA
This is a messenger RNA of Perca flavescens (yellow perch), 3023 nucleotides long. RefSeq names its product adipose secreted signaling protein b (gene adisspb). The coding region runs from base 383 to 904 and encodes 173 amino acids. The record is from RefSeq and is a predicted model, not a curated record. Lineage: Eukaryota; Metazoa; Chordata; Actinopteri; Perciformes; Percidae. The transcript has 6 exons.